This is a messenger RNA of Lingula anatina, 1253 nucleotides long. RefSeq lists its product as uncharacterized. The record is from RefSeq and is a predicted model, not a curated record. Lineage: Eukaryota; Metazoa; Brachiopoda; Lingulata; Lingulida; Lingulidae.
UAUCACUGACUUCUAAGCUCCAACACGUGCGGGUAAUGCCCUGUCCCCUAACAGUCUGUAAAACAUGAGUUCGCAAAGAGGCAACGUCAGGAAAACUGGCCCACCGAAACAUCAAAACAAGAAGGCUUUCAAGAAUUCACUUCAUGAUACCAGCAAGAAGACAAAGGAGAUAAACUCACUGGAAGUCACAGGGGUGUGUGCCAGAUGCAAAGACAUCAUUGACUGGAAGAUCAAGUAUAAGAAAUAUAAGCCUCUCACUGUCCCAAAAAAGUGCACAAAAUGUGAACAGAAAUCAGUUAAGAGAGCAUACUACAUGAUUUGCACAGACUGUGCAAAACAUCAUGGGGUUUGUGCAAAAUGUGGAGAAAAGAAAGAUAUUGUACAAGGGCCAGGCUUGUCAGCUGAAGAAGAGGCUUCAUUAAACAGUCAGCUCCAGCAGGAGUUAAAAAUGUUGCCAGAAAGGAAACGGAGAACUUUUUUGAGACUUCAAGCUGAAGGCAAGCUUUCUGACACUGGUUCUGCUGCUACAUUUGAGGACAACAGUGAUCAGGAUACUGAUGAAGACUGCCAGUCAGAGGAUGAAAUAGGCUAGAUAGCAAACCUGAAAGAGGCCUGAAGAGUCAUAUUUCUAACAGGGUUACAUUCACUGAUUCAUGGAUAGUCACAAGGGAUAAGGGCAUCACUUUGCUACAUAUCUGCCACUCUUGAUGAACCAGUGUCACACAUACCUCAUAUUCAGCUGUAUAUGUCCAAAUGGAAAAUUGAUAUUUUCCUUAUGCUCAAAUUCUUAAAAUACAGCUACUGUGUUUGUCGAUAAACAACCUUAUGUUGUACAAGCAAAAAUAUUGUUUAGAGGUGUAGUGCCAAAUUAAGUUUAAAUAAAGUCCAAUACUUGGGGCGUGACUUUUUAACCAAGUUAACAUUGUUAUCAACAUGUACCCUUGUAGUGGGAAGUUUAAGUAUGGGAUAUAGAUCUUUCAAGGAAGAUUUGAAAUUGUGAGGUAGUUUGCAAUUGUUGGAGCAUGUUCACAAUGACACCAUUCAGCAAAUCCAAUGCUGUAAGAUCAGAAUUGUCGCCCUAUUUUGGGAAGUACAGUUUUGGGUAUUUUUGCAAGCAUUUUGAAAUAACAUUAGCUCGAAGGGACAAAUGAAGUAGAUGAAAAUGUUAAAGGUUGCUUAAAGGGAUAAAAACUCAUUUUUGCCAAAAAAUGGAUUUUCCCAGAGUAAAGGACAAUUUUCCCAUACUUACCAAU